Messenger RNA from Chelmon rostratus (copperband butterflyfish), 1038 nucleotides. RefSeq names its product peripheral myelin protein 22b (gene pmp22b). The coding region runs from base 146 to 619 and encodes 157 amino acids. Gene Ontology annotation, cellular component: plasma membrane. Lineage: Eukaryota; Metazoa; Chordata; Actinopteri; Chaetodontiformes; Chaetodontidae. The record is from RefSeq and is a predicted model, not a curated record. The transcript is spliced from 5 exons.
UCUAGUCUGACAGCGACUUAGAGGACUGAGGGACUACCGCGGUUGGACUCUUUUGGAACAAACUUGCUUUUGCUACUUGCGAGCCUGAAACCCCCUUCUGUUUUGUGUGGAAGUACAAGCUCCCCGCUUCAAAUCGCCUGCAAAGAUGCUGCUCCUACUACUGGGAAUCAUCCUCCUGCACCUCGCUGCUCUGGUCCUCCUGUUUGUGUCAACAAUAGUCAGCGUAUGGACGUCAAGUGAAACCAGCACCUCAGACCUCUGGAUAAACUGCUCCACUGCCAAUGGAGGGUACCACUGUGACCCAGCAUCAACCGGAGAGUGGAUUCAGGCGGUCCAGGCUCUCAUGAUCCUAUCCAUCAUCUUCAGCUGCCUGUCUCUCUUCCUCUUCUUCUGCCAGCUCUUCACUUUGCAGAAGGGCGGACGCUUCUUCCUCACCGGAACCUUCCAGAUCCUUGCCAGUCUGUUCGUGAUGAGCGGAGCCAUCAUCUACACGGUGAUGAGUCCGGAUUGGGUGCCGGAGACGGACUCCUUCGGCUACUCCUACAUCCUGGCGUGGGUCGCCUUCCCUUUGGCGCUGAUCAGUGGACUCAUCUACGUCAUCUUGAGGAAGCGAGAAUGAGCCGUCACUCCAUCCCAGUGUUCCCAGUGACCCCCUCCUGCCCAACUGCAAGUGUCAUCAGUCCCCCUCUGAAGUUUAAGUUCUGACACCUGAGCACCAAUGGCCAGUGGAGCCUCCAGGCCAAUACAUCCAGAUCACAGCGAGGGGUGGGGGGUAAAACCAAAAAAAUCUACAUGCAAACCAACACAAAAACAACCAAUACUGUCUCAGUUGAAAGAUGUAUAUAGUAUCUAUGGUUUAAAACCUAUUUAUAACACUUUUUACAUAUAUGUACAUAGUUUUUGUGUUGCUAUGUCAACGGAUACUCGAAUGAGCUUUGUUUUAGCUGAUUAAGUGCCUCCUGUUUGUUUGUAAUGAUGAAAUAAUUAGAUGCUAUUUUGUUGUGUUUUCUUUCUUUUUUUUGUUGUUGCCUUUUUUUU